This is a messenger RNA of Trichomycterus rosablanca, 2205 nucleotides long. RefSeq names its product RIO kinase 3 (yeast) (gene riok3). The record is from RefSeq and is a predicted model, not a curated record. The coding region runs from base 51 to 1562 and encodes 503 amino acids. The transcript is spliced from 13 exons. NCBI's taxonomy places the organism in Eukaryota, Metazoa, Chordata, Actinopteri, Siluriformes, Trichomycteridae. Gene Ontology annotation, biological process: protein phosphorylation. Gene Ontology annotation, molecular function: protein serine/threonine kinase activity; ATP binding.
UUGUCAGGUUGUACGUUAUAUCAACACUAACUUCUCUAAAACCUACAAUUAUGGAUCAAGUAGACGUAGCCGUAAAAGAAAUUAAGAGCCCAUGGGGGACUGUAAAUGUUUCAUCCUCCACAUGUUCUUUGACAGAUGUAAUGAGUGAGCAGCUAGCUAAGCAGCUUCAUGAGGAAUGUAACUCUUUCACCAACUGCCACAAUGUGGACCUGCCCAGUAUACAGCAGAAUACUGAUACUUCCAGUGACCUGAUACUGGCAGAAAUGCUUCAGAUGGAGUUUGACAGAGAGUUUGACGUACAGUUGCGCAGAGAAGAAAAGAAGUUUAAUGGCGAGAGCAAAGUCUCCAUUUCCUUUGAGAACUACCGCAUGAUUCACCCUUUCGAGGAAAGUGACAGUUCUGCAGAAGAAGUAGACUGGCAAGACACACGGCAUGAUCCUUAUCGCCUUGAAAAGCCAACCAUUACACCAAAAAAAGGUUUUGCUGGAAAGGGCAAAAACAUUACCACAAAACAUGAUGAGGAGGUUUGUGGACGAAAAAACACUGCACGUAUGGACAAUUUUGCUCCAGAGGUGCAUGUAGGAGAUGGAAUUAGCAUGGACCUCAAACUAUCAAAUCAUGUGUACAAUGCUCUUAAAAGGCACUGCCAAACCGAGCAGAGACGCAGUGCCCGAUUGCAUGAAAGGAAGGAGCACUCAACUGCUGAGCAAGCUGUUGAUUCCAGGACACGAUUGCUUAUGUACAAGAUGGUGAAUGCAGGAAUCCUGGAAAACAUCAAUGGUUCUGUCAGCACAGGAAAAGAAUCUGUGGUCUUUCAUGCUGAUGGAGGGAGCUUUGGGGAGAUGGUCAUUCCUGAGGAGUGUGUCCUUAAGGUCUUCAAAACUACUUUGAAUGAAUUUAAAAACCGGGACAAAUACAUUAAGGAUGAUUAUCGAUUUAAAGAUCGCUUUAGCAAGCUAAAUCCUCGUAAGGUUAUUCGUCUGUGGGCUGAAAAGGAGAUGCACAACCUGACCAGGAUGAGGAAUGCUGGCAUUCCAUGCCCAGAGGUAGUAAUUCUAAAGAAGCACAUUCUUGUCAUGUCCUUUAUUGGUCAGAAUCAAGUGCCUGCUCCAAAGCUGAAGGAUGCAGUGCUUAAUUCAGAGGAGCUGAAGAAAGCUUAUUACCAAGUGUUACAGAUGAUGCAGCAGCUGUUUCAGCAGUGUAAUCUUGUUCAUGCUGACUUGAGUGAAUAUAAUAUGCUCUGGCAUGAUGGACAGGUCUGGUUAAUCGAUGUUAGCCAGUCUGUUGAGCCAACUCACCCUCAUGGUCUAGAGUUUCUGUUUCGGGACUGCCGAAAUGUAGCCACAUUUUUUAAGAAAGCUGGGGUGUCGGAAGCCAUGCAUGAGUAUGACCUCUUCAACACUGUGUCUGGGAUGCAAAUCAGCAGUGACAAUGAAACAGACUUCCUAGCUCAGAUUGAAGCUUUGGAAAAGAUGAAUGAGGACCAUGUGCAAAAGCGAAGCAAGAAAGCCUUUACCAACACUUCUGAGGAUGGCCCACCACUGUUAAAUGAGGAUGAAUAACAAUGAUAUAACAACAUUUUAGUAUAGAAUGAGGGUUAACAAAGGGAAGUAAGAAUAAAGUACACAACAUGACACCCAUCUUUAUCCUCCUACUGCUGCUAUUACAAAUGGGGUGCUUUAAAUAGCAAGACAAAUGUUUAUUUGUAUAGAAAGUACAUUAGUUUAAAGUAGUUUUACAUUUGGUCCUCCUGCACAGCCUGUUAUUGACCAUCAGGUAAUUUUGUGGGCAAAUAAUCUGGCCUUGUGACUAAGAGCUUGGCGUGUGACUUAGUCAUACUAAAUGAACAUUGAACAUCAAUUUGAACAUUGAGACAUAUUGAAUCAGUUGUUGCUGUUUUAUCAUUUAAAAUAUCAACUAGAAAACAUUGACAGAGCUACAUAAAAGUACUUGCUACAAUUUUUGUCCAUGUGUAUUGAUGUAUUGAUGUAUUCUGAUGGCAGUAGGCAAUGACUACAUUUAAUAGAAAUAUUCUUUGAGUGUAUAAUGGCUGAAUUCUAGCCUUAAAUUAUGUGUACAUGAUCUUUAUAUAAUUCAAAAAAUAUUUUUUUUACUAUCACUAAAAUGUAUGAUGGUAAAAAGGGCAUGUAAUUUGUAGACUUUAAAUUUUCCAUUUUGCUUUGCAUCAAUAAAAAUAGGACCUUG